CUCACCCUUUCUUACCCCACUCAAACCCAAAAAAAAACCCUCUCUUUCUCUCUCUUCCAAAACCUAAUUUUCAUUUUUUCUCUUCAAACAAAUUUUCAAAAUGCGUGAGAUCCUUCACAUCCAGGGUGGCCAAUGCGGCAACCAGAUCGGCGCCAAGUUCUGGGAGGUGGUUUGCGCGGAGCACGGGAUCGACCCCACUGGAAGGUACGGUGGGGACUCAGAGCUUCAGCUCGAGAGGAUCAAUGUCUACUACAACGAAGCCAGCUGCGGCCGGUUCGUGCCGCGCGCGGUUCUCAUGGACCUCGAACCGGGCACCAUGGACAGCGUCCGGUCCGGGCCGUACGGGCAGAUCUUCAGGCCCGACAACUUUGUGUUCGGGCAGUCCGGGGCAGGAAACAACUGGGCCAAGGGGCACUACACUGAGGGUGCUGAACUCAUUGAUUCUGUUCUCGAUGUGGUGCGCAAGGAGGCUGAGAACUGCGAUUGCUUGCAAGGUUUUCAAGUGUGCCAUUCCCUGGGAGGAGGAACUGGAUCAGGAAUGGGUACCUUGUUGAUUUCUAAGAUCAGGGAAGAGUACCCAGAUAGGAUGAUGCUUACUUUCUCUGUUUUUCCUUCUCCAAAGGUUUCGGACACUGUUGUGGAACCCUACAAUGCUACUCUCUCUGUUCACCAGCUUGUUGAAAACGCAGACGAGUGCAUGGUGCUUGACAAUGAAGCUUUGUAUGACAUUUGCUUCCGUACCCUCAAGCUAACCACCCCAAGCUUUGGUGACUUGAACCAUUUGAUCUCAGCUACAAUGUCUGGUGUCACUUGUUGUUUGAGGUUCCCUGGUCAACUUAACUCUGAUCUGCGAAAGCUUGCAGUGAACCUUAUUCCCUUCCCUCGCCUCCACUUCUUCAUGGUUGGAUUUGCUCCUUUGACAUCUCGUGGCUCUCAGCAAUACAGGGCCUUGAGUGUUCCAGAGCUGACACAGCAAAUGUGGGAUUCAAAGAACAUGAUGUGUGCUGCUGACCCUCGACAUGGCCGCUACCUCACUGCCUCAGCCAUGUUUAGAGGCAAGAUGAGCACCAAGGAAGUCGACGAACAGAUGAUCAAUGUGCAGAACAAGAACUCCUCCUACUUUGUUGAGUGGAUUCCUCACAACGUGAAAUCCACAGUCUGUGACAUUCCCCCAACUGGCUUGAAGAUGGCUUCAACAUUCAUUGGUAACUCUACCUCCAUUCAGGAAAUGUUCCGUAGAGUGAGUGAGCAAUUCACUGCUAUGUUUAGGAGGAAGGCUUUCUUGCAUUGGUAUACCGGGGAAGGCAUGGACGAGAUGGAGUUCACAGAGGCUGAGAGCAACAUGAACGAUCUCGUGUCGGAGUAUCAGCAGUACCAGGAUGCCACUGCUGAUGAGGAUGAGUAUGAAGAGGAAGAGGAGGAGUUUGCCCAACAUGAUAUGUGAAUUUGAACUUGGGUGUGGUGUAUUGCGGUGGCUUUAGACAAGAAGAUGGAUAACAAGCUGCAACUUCCUGUUGCCGGUUGAUGAUUGUCUCUUUUGAGGGGAUGGUUUUGUUCCGGCUAGAUCUAGUUUCUAUUACUGUUCUAUAAAACUGAUUCUGGUUUGUUUCCGUUUUUAUGUAUAACCUGUUGGUAGGGAAGACAAUAUAAAACUGCUAUUAUUUAAAGCUCUAAAUGUUUGAUCCAUCUAAAUGCUCGAUGAUCAGUGUUCUUUU
Messenger RNA from Glycine soja, 1715 nucleotides. RefSeq names its product tubulin beta-2 chain-like. The transcript is spliced from 3 exons. Gene Ontology annotation, biological process: mitotic cell cycle; microtubule cytoskeleton organization. Gene Ontology annotation, cellular component: microtubule; cytoplasm. Gene Ontology annotation, molecular function: GTPase activity; structural constituent of cytoskeleton; GTP binding. The coding region runs from base 101 to 1444 and encodes 447 amino acids. Lineage: Eukaryota; Viridiplantae; Streptophyta; Magnoliopsida; Fabales; Fabaceae. The record is from RefSeq and is a predicted model, not a curated record.